This is a messenger RNA of Nerophis lumbriciformis (worm pipefish), 11376 nucleotides long. The record is from RefSeq and is a predicted model, not a curated record. NCBI's taxonomy places the organism in Eukaryota, Metazoa, Chordata, Actinopteri, Syngnathiformes, Syngnathidae.
AUGAGUGGGGCCAGUAAUACGCUGGCAAGGGAGUUCCUGACUGAUGUCCACCAACUAUGCAGUGCGGUGGCUCAGAGAGCGGAGGCACGGGAGGAAGAUGAAGAGGAAAGUCAUAUGGUUGCACUGGGAGAGUACCUCGUCAGAGGAAGAGGAUUUCUGUUGCUUAGCACCCUGGAUUCCAUCAUUGACCAGGAGCUGACUUGCCGAGAGGAGCUGCUCACUUUGUUGCUGUCUCUACUCCCACUGGUGUGGAAGAUCCCCGUACAGGAAGAAAAAGCACCAGAUUUCACCCUGCCGUCUCUAUUAGAGGUGUUCCUCAGCCGGGAGGUAAAGGCCGCACCUCUUAGAGCUGGACAGAAGACUGGGACAGAUGAACAGGAAUCUGGAAAGAGGCCACGUGUUGGCAGUGGCUCCUGGAAAUCAAGGAGGUCACGUAGGACAGCUCAGAAAUACUCUGUAAAGGAUGCUCGGCGCUCCCAAGUUUCUACCUCAGAUUCAGAGGCCAAUGCUGAAGACAAAGCAGGGCCAAGUGGCACAAGGAGCAGAAGAUCACAUGGCUCUACCCUGCGUGUACAUCAUCUACAUUAUCGUUUGGAAGCCACUCAGCUAACAGACACAGCAGCCACCAACAUAGAAACCAUGAGUGCACCAUACCCCCAUCCCAGGGUCUCUGGCUCUCACAUGAUGGACGCCGAAACCUUGACAGACCCCGCUGCAAUGUCAAUAUUCAAUCGUAUGGAGAACUCACCCUUUGAUCUCUGCUAUGUGUUACUUUCAUUACUGGAGAAAGUUUGUAAAUUUGAUAUGAGCAUCAAUCACAGUCCUGGCUUAGCAGUAGGUGUUGUACCGACUCUCACUGAGAUCCUUACUGAGUUUGGAGAUUGUUGUGGUCCAGGAGGCAGUGGUGGAACAGGAGCAGAGGAGCUUGCUGGGGGCUGGACAGAAGAACCAAUUGCACUGGUCCAGAGGAUGCUUUUGCGCACCAUCUUGCACCUAAUGUCAGUAGAUGUCAGUCAGAGUGAAACCCUUCCAGAUAGCCUGAGACGCAGCCUGACCGAUCUGCUACGGGCCACUCUAAAAAUCCAAAGCUGCCUAGACAGGCAGACAAACCCAUUUGCUCCUCGACCAAAAAAGACCCUACAAGAAGUCCAAGAAGAUUUCUCUUUUUCACGCUUUCGUCACAGGGCACUAUUAUUACCUGAGCUUCUCGAAGGGGUAUUGCAAGUGCUUCUGGGUUGCCUGCAGUCCUCGAUACCAAACCCUUUCUUCUUUAGCCAAGCACUGGACCUCAUCCAUGAAUUUGUCCAACACCGUGGCCUCGAGCUUUUUGAGGCUACAGUACUGCGUCUGGAGGAACUUGGUAGAGCAAGGGAUUCAGAAGUAGGUGGAGAGGCUUCAGAAAGGUUGCGAGGUUUAAUUGCCGGGGUUUUCAAGAUUGUAAGUGCUGUCAAGAAAGCAAAAUCAGAGCAGUUGCAUCAGUCUGUUUGCGCUCGACGUCGUCAUCGUCGUUGUGAAUAUUCUCACUUCCUUCAUCACCACAGAGAUCUGUCAGGUUUGCCUGUCUCAGCUUUUAAGAUGGCUGCCAGGCGUAACCCCUUUGAAGAAGAUGGCGAAGGAAAGGAAGGAUUGGAAGGGGAUGCGGUACGAUACCCUGAGCGUUGCUGCUGCCUAGCUGCCUGUGCUCACCAAUGUCUGCGGCUCCUGCAGCGCUUGUCGCCCAGUGGUCCAGCUGUAUUGCAGGUCCUUGCUGGGGUACAGACUGUUGGAAUCUGCUGUUGCAUGGACCCUCAUUCCGUAAUAAGGCCACUGUUGGAUGCCUUCCGAGCUCCAGGUUUACGUAGUUACCAGUCCCAUGUUCUUAGUGUCCUCAGCAGACUAAUACUGGACCAGCUUGGUGGAGGACAACCAUCAGAAAAGGCGAAGCUCGCUUCCUGUAACAUUUGCACUUUGGACCAAAGUCAGUUGCCAGGCCUUGAGGAGACACUACAACAUGGGGAACCUUCUGCUAUUUCUACCAGCCUGUGCUACCGCUCCCAGGGAAUUCUUCCAAGUGGAGGGGGUGCAGAGGACAUGUUAUGGAAGUGGGAUGCUCUUGAGGCUUACCAAGAACUAGUGUUUGGAGACAACUGGCACCUAAGUCAGCAAGUAGCUGGUCACGUGUGCUACUUGACACUGCGUGGCAAUGCUGUAGUGCAGUGGCAGCUCUACACUCACAUCUUCAACCCAGUGCUCCAGCGAGGUGUUGAGCUAGUCCACCAUGCUCAACAGCUAGGGGUUUCUACAGUUUGCACUCAAGUCUGCAGCUACCACACACAGUGCCUGCCUGUGGAGGUACUACUCAUAUAUCUCCAAGCAUUACCUGCACUUCUCAAAUCAAGGGUUAUCCGGGAUCUUUUCAUCAGCUGCAAUGGACUCAACCAGAUGACAGAACUAGUGUACCUUGACCCGACGUGCUCUUUAGCUUUAAAGGUAUUUGAGACCCUUAUAACCAGCUUCGGGCACCAGCAGGCGGCCUGUACCAUCCAGGAGCUGGAGAUUGCUGUUGCUGAAGGGAAGCAGGCAGUCUCAUCCUUGGCCGAGGAUCUGGGUUCUAGGGGAUCUGGAGAGGGUCCACAGAGCCUCAGCAAGUUCUAUGAAGGGCUUAAGGAAGCAUAUCCACGCUACAAGAAUCGUAGUGUGCAGGGCCGUGGAGCAGGACGUAGCCAAGCAGAGACACACCUACAUGUCAUUAACCUCUUCCUUUGUGUCGCGUUUCUUUGCGUUAGCAAAGAGGCUGACUCUGACCGGGACUCAGCUAAUGAUUCUGAAGACACGUCAGGCUACGACAGUACAGCUAGUGAGCCACUUGGUGGACGCUUGGCAUACCUCUCUCCAGACAGCGUGACUCUGCCAUCCAAAGAACAGAUACGACGGGCAGCUGACAUUUGGUCCGUGUGUCGGUGCGUCUACUUGGCCAACCCUUUGUUUCAGAGGCAGUUCUUCCGACUGGGAGGGUUGGAUGUUUGUUUGCGCCUAAUGAGUAUGGUCAUUCAGAAGCUUUCCUGUAAAACAAAAGAUAGCAAAUCAAAGAAGAAGAAAGAACUCCAGGCUAAAAGUAGCCCGGAGUCUUCAGUCCCUGUCACCCCACUGGGAGUGAAUGAGCCAGAUCCAGAUUCAAUUAACAGGUCUCCGGCAGAGGGAAUAACAAGAGAUACAACCAAGAGGAUGGAGGAAGAGUGGCAGUUACAAAGUAUUCGCCUUCUUGAGGCCUUAUUGGCUAUUUGUCUACACAGUGCCAACUCAGCACUGCAGAGGACUGACUCAGAGCUUUCAUACCAGCUCCAGUCAGUGGGAGAUACCCUGUUAGAAGUGAGAGACCAGCUCUCUUGCUCAGGGGUGGUAAGCUCUGACCUCGCUGUGCCACUUUUUGACUCUCUGUUGAGAGUAGCUUUGGCCGACGUGUCAUCGUCUCCAGAGCCCCCCGAGGAGAAGCCUGAGAGGAAGCUCCAAGUUUUGGCGGAGGGGGCGGCCCCAGCAGGCGAUCUAUCAGAGGAGGUGGACGGUGUUCAGAGUUGUAGCGUUAAGCCUCCUGGGGAGGAGGAGGAGGCGGAGGAGGGCUACGACGCCGACAGCGAAAGCAACCCUGAGGACAUGGCCAACCAGGAAGAGGGAUUGAAGGUGGAGUCUGUGCAGCGUGAGUUUGCGACAGUGGCAGACAGUCCCGGGCGUGGCGUGUUGCUUUUCCCAGAGAUCUGUACAAUUGAGUUGCAACUACUGGCCACUGGCUCCCCAGACCUGGAGGUAGUGAGUCAUGUGUUUCACAGCCUGCUUGGUGCGGUUCGUGCCAACCACCGCAAUGCCGCUCUGCUCUACGAACAGGGAGGAGUUAAAACCAUCCUGUCUGGAUUCCGUAACAUUCUUAGCCAAGAGGACCGUUCUCUUAAAGACUGCCAGACUGUUAUAGUGGAGCUGCUGGUUGCCAUGGUGAGCCAGCGAAUCACAGCAGAGGAACUGGCCCUAUUGAUUCGUCUCUUCCUGGACAAGAACCCACCUACUGAGAUUUUACUGAAAGGCAUCCUACAAAUUGUUGAAGCCAAUGUAAACAUAGAACCUCUUCACCUGCUGGACUUUCCAAUAAUCCUCGGGGCCUCGACACCGGGAGGAGUGUCCCCUAGUUCCAGACCAAAUGGCACUGCUGGAGGAAAAAGUGUUGGACUGCUGUGGAAGGGCAAGCUGUCACCUGGUCGCAGGGAGGGAGACAGCGAGCUCAGACCAAGUCACCUGCGUUCCUCUCCGUGGCAUACUGCUCCUCUCCACCUGCCCCUGGUGGGGCAAAACUGCUGGCCUCACAUGGCUAGUGGCUUCAGCGCAUCCUUGUGGCUGAGGGUGUUGGAGCAAGAGGAAAGACUGCGGAACACCGACAAGGGUGAGAAAAAACAUAAUUUAGCACUGACACCCAUCCUUCACAUUUCAGUGGUUUUCUAUUCUUUUUCAGAAAGGAGAAACCCGCCUGCUACUGAAAGUCACCAUAACUCGCCUCAGGCUAGAAAAAGAGUUGUGGAGGAAGGCCUCAUUCAUAUUCUCUCCAUGGGCUCAAAAGCACUGAUGCUUCAAGUGUGGGCGGAUUUCUCAUCUGGCUCGCUCAUAUUCAGGGUUUGUAUAGACCCAAAUGACGAGAUAAAAGCAGGGCUAUUGGCGCAAGCGGAAUCUGUUGAAGGACUUCUCCUGCCUGGCCACUGGCAGCACAUUGGCCUCACUUACACCCAGCAGCCUGAGGGCAAGAAGAACAUCCAUGGUCGUGUGGUUGUCUGGGUUUGUGGGAUCAUGAAAUGUGAAGUUUUCUUAGACUACACCUUACCUCGAAAGUCCAGUUUAUCCUCUGACAGCAACAAGACUUUCUGUAUGUUGGGCCAUUGUAUCCCCUCCUCUGAGGAGGUGACAAAACAACAUUUAAAUUGGAGCAUGGGGACAGUGCUUCUCUUCAAUGGUGCCAGAGUAGGGUCCGAAGAGGCCUUUUUCCUGUACAGCAGCGGGCCUGAUCUCACUUCAAUCAUGCCCUGCAAUUAUGGCAGACCUAAAGGGUCAUUCUCCAAGUUUGUCACUCAGGAAGGACUCAAGUGUGACAGAGUGCGGGAGCUUCUGAUGAAGAGCAAGGGUGUGGACACAACAGCUUUGGUUGAGAGCCUGGCAGUUGUAUAUGCUCCCAGCAGUCCUAGGGUCUACACUAUCUAUGAGCCUGUAAUAAGACUAAAGGGACAAGCCAAGACAGUGGUUACACAGCGGCCCUUCAGCUCCAGAGAAGUGCAAAGUGUUUCCUUAGAACCAAGCGCUCUCAAGGCUUUGCUGCCCACUGAAACCCAAGGCCUGCAAAGUGUCCUGCACAAGAUCGGUGGGACGGGAAAUGUGGUUUUCCUCUUUGCACAGACAGUGGAGCUGAGUGACUGUGAGAUGACCCAGGCUCUGGCCUUGCAGAUACUUCUGUCUCUGUCCAAAUUCAACCAGCAUCGCAUUCACGAAAUGGACUGCUACCAUGGCUACUCUAUGAUACACCAAGUGCUCAUUAAGUCCAAAUGCAUUGUUGGAUAUCAUAUGUUGAAAACUCUGCUGGAUGGAUGUUUUAGUGGACCUGUCUUAACCCUGGCGGAUGAUGGUCAGUUCCGUUUGGAGACAGAGUCAAUUGCUGUGGUCCAGGACAUCAGGCUACUCUCAGAUAUCCUGUUGGACUGGAAAAUCUGGGCCAAAGCAGAGUGUGGUGUGUGGGAGACACUCCUGGCUGCUUUGGAGAUCCUGAUCAGGGUGCACCACCCUUAUCAGGUUUUCAAUAUCCGUCAGUUCCUCAAGGCUGAAGUGGUGCACCGCUUCUUGCUUACCUGUCAAGUGUUACAGGAGCAUCGGGACGAGCACCUGACUGCCAUCCCACAAGAAGUCUGUUUAUCAUUUGUCAAAAUAAUCCAGGAAGUUCUAGGAUCCCCGCCAGACAUGGACUUGCUCAAACUUAUCUAUAACUUCUUAUUGGCAGUUCACCCCCCUACCAACACCUACGUAUGCCAUACUCCAUCAAGCUUUUACUUCUCUCUGCACAUAGAUGGGAAACUGUAUCACGACAAGGUGCAGUCUAUUAUGUACUUGCGACACUCCAACAGUGGAGGGAAGUCCGCCAGCAGUUCAGUGGUGUCUCUUUCCCCGACAGUCUUUACUGACGCUCCCCACGAAGGUCAUCUUCCUGGUCCCUCGCCUGAGCUUUGCGGUGAGGAGAAGUCCUUACGGCCGCCCAACCUGGCCCCAUCGCCAUACUCGUCCCCUUUGCUGACACCCCGUCUCAGUCACAGUGGCAUGACUGAGACUAAUGAAAUUGACCGGAUGUCGCUCACUGCCCAGCAGGCUCUGGGCAGUACUGAAACACUCAAAAAGGCAGGAGGUGACGAGCAGCUUUUGAGCAGUUGCGAAUCAGCGAAGACGAUAUGUGACUCGAAGGAUAUCGGCAAGGAAGGAGCUCCACGUACCCCGUCCAUCAGCGUGGAGGAGGAGCGGGAUGAAGCCACAGAGGUGGACAGCCUGGCCGAAGGCAGUGUUGGUGUGGCAGAGUCUGAGGACAGGUUUGACUGGACCAGUGAUGAAGCGCCUCGACGCCCUGACAGUUUAAAGGGAAUCCAGUCCUUCCAGAGAAGUCACAGCAACCUUGCUAGUUUGGGAUUAGCUUUUCCAGCUCCAAAUGGCUCACUGGCAAUCAGCCGCUGGCCCAGUGCAGCUGAUCGAAGCUCCGUACCUGAUGAUUGGGAAAGUUACACCUACUCUCCUGGUUACGAAAGAGCACACAGCAAAACUGAUUCUAAUGACAGUUCAGAGGACUGUCUUGUUCUGAUCUGCUGUGGCCUUUAUGACCUUCUGAGAGGUGUUCUGCUACUGCUGCCGGACCUUAUGCUUGAGGAAGUGAUGGACAAACUGAUCCAACCUGAGGCUUUAGUUGUCCUCGUCAAUCAUUCAUCACCUCUCAUCCAGCAAGGGGUCAUGAAGCUGCUGGAUGCAUACUUUGGCAGAGCCAACAAGGAGCAGAAAGAGAAAUUCCUGAAGAAUCACGGUUUCUCAUUGCUGGCCAACCAGCUGUACAUCCACCAGGGCAGCCAGGGCUUAAUCGAGUGCUUCCUUGAGAUGCUGUUUGGACGCCCAGUGGGCCUGGAGGAGGAUCUGGAUCUUGAAGAAAUGGAAACAAUUUCACCUUUCACAAAGCGUUGCAUCAUCCCAGUGUUGGGUCUUAUUGAGAACUCCCUAUGUGAGAACUCCUUGGUACACAACAUCCUCUGCAUGCUACUGCAGCUCCUCAAUGCCUGCCCAAAGCUGGCAGACAUCCUGCUCGAUCACGGACUGCUUUACGUGCUCUUCAACACACUCUCCACUCUCAAUGGCAUGGAGACCGGCAUUCCCCUGAAUGAUUACAAGCUCCUCGUGUGUGACAUCCAGCAGCUGUUAGUCGCUGUUACUAUCCACUCCUGCAGCUCUUCAGGGUCCCAAUACUUCCGCAUCAUUGAAGACCUCAUUACAUUGCUCGGUUACAUGCAAACCAGCAAAAUGCGGCGUACGCAGGAGAUGGCAGUCGCUCUGCAGUUUCGGGUACUUCAGUCGGCUAUUGAGUUCAUAAAGACAACGGCCAAUCAGGCGCCUCAAAAGCUGAGCAGCUCCCAUAAUACACCAAACUCUUCGCAUCACACUCUUUAUCAGAAACGAAAGAGCAUUGCAGGACGACGACGCUUCUCUCUGGCCCAAACGGACUCGCUACUGAUGAGGAUGCGUUCCGUCGCUAGUGAUGAGCUCAACCAGAUGAUGCAGAGGAGGAUGAGCCAGGAAAACCCCAUUCGGGCUAGUGAGACGGAGUUUGUGCAACGGCUGCAGAGGCUUGUGGUCCUUGCUGUCAACAGACUCAUUUACCAUGAUGUCAGUCAGGAUUUAUUUGACCUGCUGAACAUCCCAGACUCCCCAGACCAACAGCUUUUCACGCCAGAAUUGGGAUACAAUUCACACGAAGAGGGUAGCACUGCCUCUGCCCCACACUCACCUACUCCCUUUACAUUGCCACCUGCCAGCAAAAAGAGUUUGCAACAAGACAUUCUAAAACUCAUGAUGGAUGGCAUCAAAAUCAGCCUGGGCAGUACUGGUCGAGGAGGAGCUCCACAUCAGCAAUGGCGAAGGAUCCUGUGGUCGUGCAGGGACACGUUCCGGGUCCAAAUUGGUCGCAUCUUAGUGCACACGCUCAGUCCUGCUCGUCCCCUUUCUGACAGAAAGGAAGCACUCGAAUUUGUUUUUGAUCCUAGGCAUUUGGAUAUCUUAAAGGAGAGCCUCAGUCCCGGUCUAGAGCACGGGCCCAAGCUGUCACUUUACCUAUACGAAAUGCUGCACGACCACAAAGACGGCCUGACCAAAGACGAGCAGAAUGCUGUGGGUGUUUUCAUGACCUCGCUCAAGCUUUGUGGUCACCGCUGCAUCCCACCUAAUACGCCACACAAGCAGGAUCUGCUCAAGGCAGUGAAAGAGGAAAAAUCAAAGUACGAAGCAGAGGAGAAUUCAAGCAAGGCAGCGUGGGAAAAGAAAAUGACCAAUACUCAAAAGAACUUGAUCCAAAGAUUAGACGGAAAGUCCAAAGACAUUUCGAAAAUCGCUGCAGACAUUACGCAGAAUGUGUCUCUCCGGCAAGGCAUGGAGAGAAAAAAAGUCAUCCAGCACAUCAGAGGUCUCUACAAGACGGACCUGAGCGCCAGUCGGCACUGGCAGGAGCUAGUGCAGCAACUCACACAUGACCGUGCGGUUUGGUACGACCAAACAUCCUACCCUACAUCCUGGCAGUUGGACCCAACGGAAGGGCCAAACCGUGAGCGGCGGCGACUACAAAGAUGCUACCUCACCAUUCCAAACAAAUACUUGCUUAAAGACAGACGUAAACCUGAAGAUGCAGUGAAACCGCCACUGUCGUUCCUUUUUGAGGAUAAGACACACUCAUCUUUCUCCUCCACUGUGAAAGACAAAGCCACAAGCGAACCCAUCAGGUUUACCAGGCGCUGCAUGAGUGUGGCCCCCUCCAGGGAGACAGCAGGGGAGCUGCUUCUAGGAAAGUCUGGAAUGUACUUUGUGGAGGACAAUGCUGCAGACGCUCAUGACGGCCAGAGCCUUCAUGGUGAGACAGAGGCACCCUCUUUUUCUUGGACCUAUGAGGAGAUCAAAGAGGUGCACAAGCGAUGGUGGCAGCUGAGAGACAACGCCGUGGAGAUAUUCCUCACCAACGGUCGAACGCUGCUCUUAGCCUUUGACAACAGCAAGUUCCGUGACGACGUGUACCACAACAUUCUUACAUCUGAUCUGCCCAACCUGCUGGAGCACGGCAACAUUACAGCACUCACGCAGCUAUGGGGCUCGGGGCAGAUCUCCAAUUUUGAGUAUCUCACACAUCUUAACAAGCACGCUGGCCGCUCCUUCAACGACCUCAUGCAGUACCCGGUGUUCCCCUUCAUCCUGCGAGAUUACACCAGUGAAACAUUGGAUCUGCAAGACCCUAAUAUCUACAGGAAUUUGAGCAAACCAAUUGCCGUCCAGUCAAAAGAGAAAGAAGAUCGCUAUGUGGAUAAUUUCAGAUAUUUGGAAGAGGAGUACAGGAAGGGAAUCCGGGAGGACGAUCCCAUGCCUCCCGUCCAGCCUUACCACUAUGGCUCUCAUUACUCCAACAGCGGCACUGUACUGCACUUCCUGGUCCGAAUGCCGCCUUUUACCAAGAUGUUUCUAGCCUACCAGGAUCAGAGCUUUGAUAUCCCGGACCGGACGUUUCACUCCAUGAACACCACGUGGCGUCUUUCGUCCUAUGAGUCCAUGACAGAUGUGAAGGAGCUCAUACCAGAGUUCUUCUAUCUCCCAGAAUUCUUGGUCAACAGAGAGGGUUUUGAUUUUGGGGUUCGUCAGAACAGCGAGAGGGUAAACCAUGUGAAUUUACCUCCGUGGGCACGGAACGAUCCGCGUCUCUUCAUCCUGAUUCACCGUCAGGCGCUGGAGUCAGACCAGGUUUCUCAAACGCUGUGUCAGUGGAUCGACUUGGUGUUUGGACUCAAGCAGAAAGGCAAAGCUGCGGUCCAGGCUAUCAACGUCUUCCACCCGGCUACCUAUUUUGGAAUGGACGUUUCGGCGGUAGAAGAUCCAGUUCAGCGACGAGCACUAGAAACCAUGAUCAAGACUUACGGACAGACUCCCAGGCAGCUUUUCAACGCAUCCCACAUCAGCAGGGCCGGUCCUAAGCUCAUGAUGGAGGGCGAGCUGCCGGCCGCCAUGGGUCUCCUGGUUCAGCUCGCUUUUAGAGAAACCAGAGAGCAGGCCAAGGAGAUCAUCUGUCCGAGCCCGUUGCCAUGGAUCAAAGGCCUGAAGUGGGGCGAGUACGUGGGGUCUCCCAGUUCCCCCGAUCCAGUGGUGUGCUUCAGCCAGCCUCACGGCGAGAGGUUUGGAUCCCUGCUGGCUCUGCCUACGCGGGCUAUCUGUGGAUUGUCGCGCAAGUUCUGCCUCCUGAUGAUUUACAGCAAGGAGCAGGGUGUCCGCAGCAUGCACAGUACAGAUAUCCAGUGGUCGGCCAUCUUGAGUUGGGGGUACGCAGAUAACAUACUCCGGCUGAAGAGCAAACAGAGCGAACCACCCAUCAACUUCAUUCAGUGCUCUCCGUUGCAUCAGGUGACCAGCUGUGCCUGGGUGCCCGAUGGCUGCCAGCUAUUUACGGGAAGCAAGUGUGGAGUCAUCACCGCCUACAGCAACCGCUUCACUAGCGCCACGCCUUCGGACAUGGAGGUGGAAUCCCAGGUUUACCUGUACGGACAUACGGGUGAAGUUACCAGCCUAUUUGUGUGCAAACCUUAUAGCAUUCUCAUCAGCGUCAGUACCGACGGUACCUGCAUCCUCUGGGACCUUAACAGGCUCUGUUAUGUGCAAAGCCUCACGGGCCAUAAAAGCCCAGUGACGGCAGUUUCUGCGAGUGAGACCACAGGUGACAUUGCAACAGUUUGCGACUCAGUGGGCGGAGGUAGCGACCUGCGUCUGUGGACCGUGAACGGCGACCUGAUUGGCCACGUGCACUGCAGAGAGAUCAUUUGCUCCGUGGCUUUCUCCAAUCAGCCAGAGGGCGUGUCCGUCAACGUCAUUGCUGGCGGGCUGGAAAAUGGCGUUGUCAGACUGUGGAGCACAUGGGACUUGAAACCAGUGAGAGAGAUCACCUUUCCCAAGUCAUGCAAACCCAUCAUCAGCCUGACGUACUCGUGCGACGGACACCACCUGUACACGGCCAACAGCGAGGGCACCGUAAUGGCCUGGUGUCGGCGGGACCAGCAACGCAUGAAGCUGCCCAUGUUCUACUCGUUCUUAAGCAGCUACGCCGCAGGCUGA